Harmonia axyridis is the source of this 1991-nucleotide messenger RNA. RefSeq names its product cell division control protein 6 homolog (gene Cdc6). Gene Ontology annotation, cellular component: nucleus. Gene Ontology annotation, molecular function: ATP hydrolysis activity; DNA replication origin binding. Gene Ontology annotation, biological process: mitotic DNA replication checkpoint signaling; cell division; DNA replication initiation. The transcript has 3 exons. The coding region runs from base 214 to 1917 and encodes 567 amino acids. The record is from RefSeq and is a predicted model, not a curated record. NCBI's taxonomy places the organism in Eukaryota, Metazoa, Arthropoda, Insecta, Coleoptera, Coccinellidae.
UUCUGGUAGCAUUAGGUCUAUGGACGACGGACGGGACUUAGCAGACUUUUUCUUUGUCAUGACCUGUCUUAUUCUAUUUUGUGAUUAGUUGUUAAUGAUGUUAUUUAUUUCUAUUAAUAAUAAUAAGAUAAGACUAGAAAUUCUAUUCAUUUUAACAAAACGAACCUUUAAAAGGUGCAAUAGUGCGUUCCUGUAGUGUAAUACUCUUCUAAAAUGUCUAGAAGGUCCAUUAGGCUUUCAGCUAAAUCCCUUAUCCCUGAAAAAGUGCCCUCUAAUUCCCAAAGUAUUAAGAAAAAUUCAAGAAUUAAAAAAACAAAGGACGUAAUUACUGAACCAGUUGAAGAGCAAAAUGCUAGUGUAGAGGAUCAAAUUCAUGUCAAAACUCCCAUUAAGUCAAUUGAUAGCUGUUAUGGAUCAAGUAGUGAAGAUAGUAAUUCAACUGAGGAGUCUGGUACCACUAUUAAAACUACCUAUUAUAAUUCCCCAGGAAAAAGAAAGGUAGUCGAUGAAGAUCAUGUAAAUAACAUUACAACAACUCCCCCUAAACAAAGGAAACUGAGUAAUGGUAAUGAAGAGAAUAAAGUAUUCAGUCCGAAAACUCCAUCUUCCUUAUUGUCGAAAUUAGCGUUGACCAGUCCAUCUAACGAAUUGGAUGAUGCAAAGAAUUCUUCUAGUAGGAAAUCAUUGUGGCCCACUGGAAAUAUUUAUCAAGAUGCUAAAAGAGCAUUACAUAGUACAACUCCAGACUCUUUACCAGGUAGGCAAAAGGAAUUGAAAGAACUAGAAUUUUUCAUCAAAGAACACCUUGAAGAAAAAAGAUCUGGAAGUUUAUAUAUCAGUGGACCACCAGGCACUGGAAAAACAGCUUCUUUAACUUUAAUUUUGGAGAAAGCAUAUAGUGAUCAGGGAUUCAAGAAAGUUUAUCUUAAUUGUACCUCAAUAAAAUCGGCUGGAACAAUAUAUUCUAGAAUUAUCAAAGAAUUAGGUGUUAAAGGUACAGCCAGAAAUGAAAAGGAAUAUUUGAGUCUCAUAGAAAAGCAUUUCUCUAAAUCCAAGAAAAUGAACUUAUUGGUCCUCGAUGAAAUGGAUCAAUUAGAAAGUAAGAAUCAGUCUGUCUUAUACACAAUAUUCGAAUGGCCAGCAAGGUUUGAAGAUAAUGUUGUUCUUAUUGGCAUUGCCAACGCGUUGGAUUUAACAGACCGGAUAUUACCUCGAUUACAAGCCCGCUGUGAACUGAAACCUAAACUGCUUCACUUUGCUUCUUAUUCCAAAGAACAAAUUUUGGAAAUCAUUACUUCUAGAUUAAAAGCCGCAGAUGCCCUCAAAGUAUUUUCUCCAGCUGCUUUACAAAUGCUUGCAGGUAAAGUUGCUGCUGUAUCUGGGGAUAUACGAAGGGCUUUAGAUAUUUCAAGGCGGGUUGUAGAUAUCAUUGAAAAAGACGGAAAAGCUGAUAUUUUGCAAUCCAUUGAAAACAUAAAUGCUGAAGAAGUUAAAACUGAUAUAAGAAAAGUAGAUUUGAAAGAAGUUGUUGGUGUUUUAAAUAAAGUAUAUGGAACUGCUCAAAAUUUAUCAGAUGACUGUGAAAGUGAUUUUCCUUUGCAACAAAAAAUUGUUAUCUGUUCUUUAUUGUUGAUAUUGCAGAAAUGGAAAAGUAAAGAUGUUACUAUUGGAAAACUUCACGAUUUAUAUAAAAAAAUUUGUACUAGACGUAACCUAUUCUCAGUGGAUCAAGGAGAAUUUGUUAGUUUAUGCUCUUUAAUUGAAACUAAAGGUAUAAUAAGAGUAAUUGCUAAGAAGGAACCGAGAUUACAUAAAGUUACUUUAGAGUGGGACCAAGCAGAGGUACUAGAUGCUCUGAAAGAUAAAGUUUUAAUAUCCAGUAUUUUACAAGAUGAUACUUUUCUGAACAGAUUUUAAAGAUUUAUUUUAAUUUGUAGAUAUUGAUCCGUUUUAUAUAAAGACUAUUUGUUGUAAUAAACUCUUCUAAAUUA